CGGGCCGCGGGGCGGAGCGCAGCGGGGCCGUCAUGCCAGCGCUGCCCGGCGCCGCCGCCAGUACCAAGGCUGCUGUCCGCAUGGCGGCCGGCAGCGGCAACAAGACGGCCGCGGCCGGGCGGGCCUACGACAUCGUGGUGUUCGGCGCCUCGGGCUUCACCGGCCAGUUCGUGGUGGAGGAGGUGGCGCGGGCGGCGGCGGCGGCGGCGGCCGGCGAGGGGCAGUUGUGCGGCGGCCGCCUGCGCUGGGCCGUGGCCGGGCGGAGCCGCGAGAAGCUGCGGGCGGUGCUGGAGCGGGCGGCCGAGCGGCUGGGGAAGGCGGCGCCCGGGGACGAGGUCGGCGUGCUGCUCUGCGAUGUGGGCGACGCGGGCUCGCUGGCCACCAUGGCGAGGCAGACCCGGCUGGUGCUGAACUGCGUGGGCCCGUACAGAUUCUUUGGAGAGCCUGUGGUAGAAGCUUGUGUUGAAAAUGGUGCAAGCUGCAUUGACAUUAGUGGAGAACCCCAGUUUCUGGAAGGAAUGUACCUGAAAUACAAUGAAAAAGCUGCAGAAAAGGGAGUAUAUGUUGUUGGAAGCUGUGGCUUUGACUCCAUCCCGGCGGAUAUGGGAGUGCUGUACACCAGAGACAAGCUGAAAGGUACCUUGACUGCUGUUGAGAGUUUCCUGUCGGUGAAAUCUGGGCCUGAGGGUGCUGCUGUACACGAUGGGACCUGGAAGUCAGCUGUCUAUGGCCUUGCAGAUGAAGACAGCCUGAAGAAGCUUCGCAGACAGAUAGGAUAUGCCCCUGUCCCAGUAGUUGGUGCAAAGCUUAAAAAAAGAGGAUUUUUGUUCUACAGUCCAGAAUUCAAGAAGUACUGCCUCACAUUCAUGGGAUCGGAUGGUUCUGUUGUGAAAAGGACCCAGCGUUAUUUGCACACCGAGUUGCAGCAAACACCUGUCCAGUAUGGUGCUUACGUGGCUUUGGGUGGUCUUGGCACUGUUAUCAAGCUGAUGUUUAUGGGCAUGUUAUUUCUUCUUCUGGUGAAGUUUAACUUUGGAAGAAAACUUCUGACAAAAUACCCGAAAUUUUUCUCUGGUGGAUAUUUCACAAAGGAAGGACCAACCCAGAAGCAGAUGGAUGGAACCUCUUUUACAAUGACUUUCUUUGGCGAGGGUUACAGUGAGGGACAAGAUCCCCAAAAGGGCAAACCAAAUGUGAAGAUCUGCACUGAAGUGAAAGGACCAGAGCCUGGAUAUAUUGCUACACCAAUUGCAAUGGUUCAAGCAGGUCUGUCUCUUCUGGAAGAUGCAGCUUCUCUGCCUAAACGGGGUGGUGUAUAUUCUCCAGGAGCCGCCUUCUCCAAAACAAAACUGAUUGAUCGCCUCAACAAGCGUGGUGUUGAGUUCUCUGUUAUUAGCAAGCCUGAAGUCUGAAGUCAAAACAUAACUGUAUGAACUAACAUCUUUCCUGGGUCUAACU
This is a messenger RNA of Prinia subflava (tawny-flanked prinia), 1458 nucleotides long. RefSeq names its product saccharopine dehydrogenase (putative) (gene SCCPDH). Bases 33 to 1412 code for a protein of 459 amino acids. Gene Ontology annotation, cellular component: plasma membrane; mitochondrion; lipid droplet. Gene Ontology annotation, biological process: glycolipid biosynthetic process. The record is from RefSeq and is a predicted model, not a curated record. The transcript has 12 exons. Lineage: Eukaryota; Metazoa; Chordata; Aves; Passeriformes; Cisticolidae.